Messenger RNA from Histoplasma mississippiense, 2451 nucleotides. RefSeq lists its product as hypothetical. Gene Ontology annotation, biological process: intracellular signal transduction; protein phosphorylation. Gene Ontology annotation, molecular function: ATP binding; protein serine/threonine kinase activity. The transcript is spliced from 4 exons. The record is from RefSeq and is a predicted model, not a curated record. The coding region runs from base 1 to 2451 and encodes 816 amino acids. Lineage: Eukaryota; Fungi; Ascomycota; Eurotiomycetes; Onygenales; Ajellomycetaceae.
AUGGCUUCCGAAUCCCCGCAGUACGAAGAUAACAAUAAUCAAUCGCCUCUUCAGCAAAACCAGCAGCAGCAGCAUCAACCGAUUAUCUCUGCCAUGGCGAACCAUCCGAAUUCCCGGCCAUCUUCCCAGCAAGGUCCGCAAUCAGUUCGCUUUGCUUCUGUAAACCAGGAGAUCGAGCCUGCCUUCUCCAUUCACGAAAGUAACGAGCCUGCUAAUACUAUCCCCCGGAUGAAAGACGAGAUACAAUCCCUUGCAAUACAAAUACAAAAGUCCAAGCUACAGGAAGCCCGGUUGCAAAACUUCUCUUUUGAUCCCGUUUCCCUUCCCCCCUCAAGAGUUCCCUCUAAAGAAUCCGGCAGUAUUAGGAGCUCUCGGGAUCCUAAUAGAUCUAACCCGACGUCCCCUCCUAUAUCUGGGGCUCAGUCCCCGUUACUUACCCCUACCGGCUCUGGAAGCCGUGAAGGCAAGCGGGGAGAUCACGUUUACUAUAGAGAUGGGAUCGGAGUGUCGGAACAGUCCGAAAUCACUCCACAGACAUCUCUAUCAAAUGACGCGUCGGGGAAAGGAUACGAUUCUGCCGGGGCUGGAUCCCGCCCUUCGACCUCUUCAGAACUUUCCUCGACCAAGAAUCCAGACAUUACCGCCGCAGAUAGCGGGAGACAACCUCGUGCCCCCAGAUCGCAAUUUUACCUAGCCCGGUCUUACGAAACUGACUCUCGCGAUCCAAGCCCGGCGGCACCCCAGAAACAUGAACCAAGCUGGAGUACACCCGCUUCAGGGGCCACUACUCCAGCCGGAGAUCAAAAUGACCCUUACUCUCGAACCCGUAGACCACCCCAACCUAAGAGUCUUUCCCAGAUUGAUCCGCGAUUUGUUUUUGCUAGUGUAGAUGCCAAGCGCCGGGGGAACCAGUCGCGAUCUCCCGGCCCCAUACCUCGAUCAGCCAGUGGGGGUGAUCUGAAGGGCUAUGAAAAACGAGGCGUUUUUUUCACUGGAAGAAAGGACAGCCGUUUGGGUGAUUCGAGCGGGUUACACGAAGGCAAAAGUUCCGGGUCAAUGUCGGAACUGAAGCGCUUUUUCCGGAUGGGCAAUAAACCCAAACGUAGUGGUUCGCCUGCGUCUGCCUUUUCGAGAAAGGAGUCCGCAAAACCAAAACAUCCUCAGUUCCAGCCAGCGAGUGUAUCUGUACCUUUUGCGGAUGAUCAUGGCCUCCAGUCCAAAUAUGGAAAGUUAGGCAGAGUUUUAGGGUCCGGCGCAGGUGGCUCAGUUCGGUUGCUGAAACGUAAUUCGGAUGGUGUCACGUUUGCUGUUAAACAAUUCCGAGAUCGCCAUUCGUGGGAGAGUGAAAAGGAUUACUCAAAAAAGGUGACAGCGGAGUUUUGCAUCGGAUCAACAUUGCACCAUGGCAAUAUAAUUGAGACCAUGGAUAUCAUCAACGAGGGCGGACGGUGGUAUGAAGUCAUGGAGUUCGCUCCAUACGACCUUUUUGCGAUUGUCAUGACAGGAAAAAUGACGAAGGAAGAAAUUGCGUGCUCAUUUUUACAGAUUCUCAAUGGCGUUACUUAUUUGCAUGGGAUGGGUCUCGCACAUCGGGACUUGAAAUUAGACAAUGUUGUUGUCAACGACCAAGGGAUCAUGAAACUGAUUGAUUUUGGGAGUGCUGUUGUUUUCAGAUACCCAUUCGAGAGCGACAUUGUGCUCGCAACUGGAGUUGUCGGCUCCGAUCCGUACCUCGCACCUGAAGUUUACGAUGAGAAGCGUUACGAUCCGCGACCUACAGAUUUAUGGUCAUUAGCGAUAAUUUUCUGUUGCAUGUCGCUACGUCGAUUCCCGUGGAAACAACCCCGCAUGACCGACAAUUCCUUCAAGUUAUUUGCCUCACCCCCAAACCAUCAGCAUUCUGAAUCCGAGUCGAGAACCCUUCUAAAAGCCCGCCCAAGGUCAACACCUGAUCUCCCCAGCGUCGUUGGUGCAGCCAACAAACAACCCCCCUUUGAGGAUGAAAGAAGUGAUGGUGCCCGUUCCUCGAGUCACCAUCGCCAUCACUCUCGGUCGGCGUCGAGAUCCCGGUUACCACUGAGUGUUGAAAACGCGGCCAACACGAGUCCCAAGGAUGGUGAAAAUGAACCGAAAAAUGAGACUGUUUCAUCUCAAUCAUCUUCCCAAGUGGUCCAGACGGGCCAGCGUCAAGAGGUUAUCAAGGGCCCAUGGCGCCUUCUACGUAUUUUGCCCCGGGAAACGCGACCCUUGAUCGCCCACAUGCUUAAACUUAACCCUCGAGAGCGCGCAACGCUAGAGGAUGUUCUAGCAGACUCGUGGGUUCGAAGUUGUCAAGUUUGCUAUCAAAAAGAAAACGGCACUGUGGUUCACGCAGCCAAUCAUACGCAUGUCUUGGAGCCACCGUCAUCGGCUCAGCCUCCAGCAAACAGCAACAAAAAAGACAAGCCCUAG